AUGCAUAGACAGUUCCCCCUUGUAGAUCUCACCCCCUACUCACUCACUUUCUGCCCUCCGCCUGGCCACCAGUUUUCCCCGUCUAACACCAUGCCACUAACAGAAGAACAAAAAGCAAGGUUUCAGGACUUUCUGCAAGACAGCCUGGAAUUCUAUGUUUCGAAAGCUUUGAAGCUUCAGCCAACUAUACGAUACUACGUACUAGCGUUGGACUGUAACAUCCAAGAAAACUGUGAAAUUUGCACCGCUUUGAAUGACCCAAAAUCUUUUCAGGACACAGCUGAAAAAUACUACGCAGACAGAGACCCAGAGUACUUGAGGACAGAAAUAAAAUACAACAGUGGCGAUUUCAACAAUAGUUCUGCAAGGAUUGAGGCACUCGACCUUUUCCCCAACCAAAUACUGGAAGACAGUCAAUGCCAGUCUAUUUUGAAUGAAUUAUUGAAGCAGAUGGUGAUCUUUAUGGAAAAUCCAAAAUCGAGCUACCAUUCGAUCCCUAAAACGGAUAACUUUAAAGUCAUUGUCUAUGACCACGACCAGGACCCCUCCGUCGCCUUUCAAGCCCAGCAUAAACUGUACCCCAAACCGGAAUUUUAUCUAGGCUAA
Molecule: messenger RNA, 606 nt
Organism: Komagataella phaffii GS115
Lineage: Eukaryota; Fungi; Ascomycota; Pichiomycetes; Pichiales; Pichiaceae
Exons: 1
Coding region: 1-606 (201 amino acids)
Source: RefSeq, a predicted model, not a curated record